This is a messenger RNA of Mercurialis annua (annual mercury), 3133 nucleotides long. RefSeq names its product putative pentatricopeptide repeat-containing protein At3g16890, mitochondrial. NCBI's taxonomy places the organism in Eukaryota, Viridiplantae, Streptophyta, Magnoliopsida, Malpighiales, Euphorbiaceae. The record is from RefSeq and is a predicted model, not a curated record. Gene Ontology annotation, molecular function: protein binding. Bases 109 to 2154 code for a protein of 681 amino acids. The transcript has 4 exons.
AUAUCAAGUCAUUUUUAAAAAAACGUCAAGCCGUUUUUCGGUUCAGUAUCAAGUGAAAAAUCGAGUUCUUCAUCGUCUACAAUCAGAUUCUGGUUCAGCAGAGCGGACAUGAAAGCCCUUGCUUUAGCUGCUUCUAGGGUAUCAUCGUCAAUUUCACCAUCUUUACAUGCACUUGAGAGUUUACCCCAAUUUCAAGAAUCAAUUUAUCAGUUCAAAUCAAAUCCAAAAGGUAACCCCGUUGAUCAUCAGUAUUUCUCUAAAAUUCUCUCGAGAAAUGACUGGUUUUUACUGCUUAACCAUGAGUUUAAAGCCAAAAGGAUAAUUUUGAAUCCUCAGUUUGUUAUUAGUAUCUUGCAAAAUCAAGAAGACCCAUUAUACCCUUUUAAAUUCUAUAUGUGGGUGUUGAAUGUUGAUCCUUUAUUUGCAAAGGAUCAAUCUGUUAGAGGUGUUUUAGCUAAUUGUUUGCAUAGGAAAGGUCCUCUUGUGUUGUCUGUUGAUUUGCUUAGGGAUAUUAAAAACUCCGGUUAUCGAAUUAAUGAAGAAUUGCUUUGUGUUUUGAUUGGUAGUUGGGGUAGAUUAGGGUUGGCAAAGUAUUGUGAUGAGAUAUUUGGGCAGAUUUCAUUUUUGGGGAUUAGUCCUAGUACAAGGUUGUAUAAUGCAGUUAUUGAUGCAUUAGUGAAAUCGAAUUCUCUUGACUUGGCUUAUCUUAAGUUCCAGCAGAUGUCGGCUGAUAAUUGUAAAGCCGAUAGGUUUACUUAUAAUAUACUUAUUCAUGGAGUUUGUAGGAGCGGUGUCGUGGAUGAGGCACUCCGAUUGGUUAAGCAGAUGGAAGGUUUAGGUCAUACGCCCAAUGUGUUCACUUAUACAAUGUUAAUUGAUGGUUUCUUUAAUGCAAAGAAGGUUGAUGAAGCGUUUAGUGUAUUAGAUAAAAUGAAGGCUCGCAAGGUGAGUCCUAAUGAAGCUACAGUUAGAUCAUUCAUUCAUGGGGUCUUUCGUUGUGUGGCUCCGGAUAAAGCAUUUGAGAUAGCAAUAAAGUUUAUUGAAAGGCAGCACGUUUUGCAGAAACUGGCUUGUGAUACAUUGUUAUGUUGUUUGUCUAGCAAUAAUAUGGCAAGAGAGGCUGGUGCACUGUUAAAGAAAUUUGGGAAGUUAGGCUACAUGCCUGACAAUGCAGCAUUUAACAUUGCGGUGAAUUGUUUGAUAAAGGGCUUGGAUCUAAACGAUACUUGCAAUAUAUUAGGCGAAUUUGUUGAGCAAGGCUCGAAAUUGGUCUUUAGGACCUAUCUAACACUGAUUGAAGCUCUAAAUAUGGCUGGAAAAAUUACAGAAGGGGAUCGGUAUUUCAAUCAGAUGGUUAAGGAUGGAUUUUUGUCUAGUGUUUGUUCAUAUAACAUGGUAAUAGAUUGUUUCUGCAAAACCAGAAUGAUGGACAAAGCAGCAAAGGCUUUCAAAGAGAUGGAAUAUAAAGGUAUAAUACCUAAUCUCGUUACUUUCAAUACCCUUAUCAGCGGGUACUGCAAAGAGGGAGAGGUACGCAAGUCGAGGGAUUUAUUAGAGAUGCUGUUAGAACAUAGGUUUAAACCAGAUAUCUUCACUUUUAGUUCAAUAAUCGAUGGCCUUUGUCGAGCAAAACAGAUUGAGGAUGCUUUUAGUUGCUUCACAGAAAUGGUUGAGUGGGGUAUCUCUCCCAAUGCUGUCACCUACAAUACAUUGAUUCGUUCUUUGUGUAUCAUAGGGGAUAUUCCCAGAGCAAUGAAACUCUCACGGAAAAUGCAGAUGGAUGGAAUAAGCCCUGAUGUUUUUACUUUCAAUGCACUUAUUCAAGGAUUUUGCAUAAUGGGAAAGGCAGAGAACGCAGAAAAGCUAUUAUCUUCAAUGUUGUCAUUGGGUUUAGUUCCAGAUAAUUACACUUAUGGGGCAUUUAUUAAGGUCUUCUGCGAAUCAGGGAGAUUUAAUGAAGCUAAGGAGAUAUUUCUCUCAAUGGAAGCAAAUGGCUGCCUGCCUGAUUCUUUUACAUGCAAAAUAAUAUUGGAUGCUUUAGUUAAACAAGGUCAGCUUGAAGAGGCCAAAAAACUUGCCAAAAAAUGUAGUGAGAGGGGCAUUUUUGUGAAUGUUUCUACUGGACAAGAGGAUUCUGCUCUUCCGGAUUCAUAAGUUCAUGACGCUUUAUUCAUAUUUUUCGCGUUAGAAGCAAAGCAAUCACAAAAAACCAGACUGCUGCUCAUCUCAUUUGUAGAAUCAUGUGUAUCCGACACUUGGUGAUGCAAAUUGUUUUAUUUUAUCAAAUUGCUUCAAGUUUUUGGGCAGUGAACAUUAUAGCUUUCCUGGUGAGAUAUGCUUGUUCAGGAUUAUAACUGCUCAAUAGAUUUUGUAAAAUCACCAUUUCUGGUUCAAGAAUGGAAAGCAUCGGACACUUCAGGAAGAAGAAGAGAAACACUGAGGCUUGAUGUGAUUCAGAGGACUUCCUCAAAGUAUUAUGAUGCUGAUAUUUAAAGGCAAAGAUUACUUUCAAGAAGGCAGCCAUGUGUAUAACAGAUUAGAAGUGACAGAAGCUUACACAAAAGCUUUGUGGACAUGGGCUCAAUGGGUUGAUGCUAAUGUCAACAGCAGUCAUACUAGAGUCUUCUUUCGAGGCUAUUCUGCUUCCCAUUUUAGGACAGUGGCAUGGAAUAGGAGUAUAUACAUAUAUGAUUGAUGGUCACAUAUAUUGUUCGGAGUAUAACUUCUUCGAUGACAUAAAUUUGAUCAGUUGUUAACAUGUGGUGGCGCAUCUUGUUGACGACUUUUACCGGUGGCCGGAGCAUUUAAAGGCUGAACCAUGGGAAUUAACUCCAAGGCCAUUCUUUCCCGUUCCAUUUUGUAGAAAUGCAAAGCAUUACUUCCCCUACUACUUCCAUCACAAGUAAUCGGUGCCGACAUGAAAACGCCGACAACCAACAUGAUCGCAAGCAGACAUGAACGAGAACGAAAACAAGUCACCAUUUCCGGCUUGCCGCGAUCAAAGAUGUGUAUUAGUUGUGUGUUGAUUUGUGGAGCUUCAGUGGUCUUAAGAGCCUUAUUUAUAAAGGGAAAAGGAAUGCAUUGUAUGUGAUGAUAAUAUUAUUUUAUGGAAUUCUUUUUCCUUUUUAAGUAA